UGUUGCCAUCUGUCACUGCCGGUUUGGUAAGGUGUGUUGCUCGAAGUCGAUGAUUCUUUCUGUCACUUUUGACUUCGUCCCUGACUGUCGAAAGUGAAUUCUCGAAGACGCACUUGAACUUGCCAAGGCCAUUGAAUGCCACAAUCUAUAACCUUCGCUCUUCAUUAGCUUCAAAUUCGAUUCUUCGAGGAUAUAGUUGCAGAUAUUGCAGUAUGGCCACUCAACAUGAACUACCUCUUGACACCCCAAUCAUAUAUUUGAAGUGUGAAGAAGCUUUUGCAGGACUCACAUCCCGGGAACGUCGAUAUGCACAUCACCUCUCACGGGCUUCAUGGUGGGGUGGCCUUAUUGUCCUGUGCCAAACCUCACCAGAAUCUCCUACAAUUUUUAAUCUUCUGACACGAGUGUUGAGAUCACAGCCUAUUGAUACCCUUAAAGAUAUAGCAGUAAACAAAAUAGGCUUUACUGAAGAUGAAUUCAAACUUUUAAUUAUCUAUUAUUCAGGUCUUGUUUAUAACCUUGGUAACUACCUGGGUUUUGGAGACCGUAAAUUUGUCCCCAGUGUAAGCCGAGAGAAGUUAGAGUCCCUAAUCAAAGCGUCUAAAGCCUAUUUAGAAGCUCCAGAUGUCAUUCAAAAUUACUUAAACCGUGGGUUGGGGCCUCUGUACAACUUAGAGGAAAAUAAAAGGUUCCUUGGUAUGCCUACUUGUGGUGUUACUAUGUAUUUUACACCCAAUUGUACACAAGAAGAUGCAGACCUUGCUAAGGAGUACAUGGCUGCAAGGAAUAUUGAAGCAUGGAACAAUAGGUUGCUAAAAUAUGAAGAAGAUGGCCAAGUUGUAUAUGAUAUUCGCUUAGCAUCAAUUGAAAAAGGAGAAAAAAAAGGUAUAACAGUUGAAAAUGAUGAAUUCCAGGGUCACAAAUUCAGAGUCAGUCGUGGUGAUUAUUCCUAUUUUUUGAAGAUGAUGACGGAUGAGCUUAAAUUAGCUAAGGAGUAUUGUGCAAAUGAUUGUGAAGUACACAUGCUUGAUAAGUAUAUUGAAUGCUUUACACAAGGGUGCAUACAGGCUCACAAAAAUGGUUCCACUUUCUGGGUCAAGAACAAAUCUCCUGCUGUUGAAACUUACAUGGGUUUCAUAGAAGUGUAUCGCGAUCCAACCAAUCAGCGAGCUGAAUUUGAAUCAUUUGUUGCUGUUGUUAAUCGGGAACAGUCCAGAAAGUUUGAUACACUUGUAAGCAGAGCCGAAAAGGAGUUUUUGCCUCUGCUACCUUGGGGUAGGGAAUUUGAAGAGGAUGUAUUUAUGCGUCCAGACUUCUCUUCCCUAGAUAUUUUGACAUUUGCUUCAUCAGGUUUGCCUAUUGGUAUUAACAUUCCCAACUAUAAAGAUGUGAAAGAAGAACAAGGAUUCAAGAAUGUAAGUUUAACUAAUGUAAUGGCAGCUCGAACUGGAAUCAAGGGUGGCCCAUUUUUGUCGGAGUCCGACCAUGCUUUGCGAGAGAAGCAUGGGGCAUUAGGACUUGAAAUUCAAGUUGGGCUACAUGAGUUGUUAGGGCAUGGAUGUGGCAAAUUUUUGAGAAGAAAGGAUGAUGGUACCCUGAACUUUGACCCAGCUAAAGUAAAGAACCCAUUCACAGGUGGUGAAGCAUCAUUCUAUGAAAAAGGAGAAAAUUACAAUUCACGCUUUACUAAUUUGGCAAGUGCUUAUGAAGAGUGUAGAGCAGAAACUGUUGCAUUAUAUCUUGGACUUGUGAAUGAUAUUCUAGAUGUGUUUGGAGUACCUGCGGGGGAUAGAGAUGAUUUAAAGUAUGUAAUGUGGUUGGAUAUGAUGUAUGCUGGCCUUAGAGGAUUAGAGAUGUACCAACCCAGUCAGGGAAAGUGGGGUCAGGCUCACUCACAAGCACGUUAUGUUAUUUUGCGUGUUGCCUUAGAAGCAGGUGAAGGCUUGGUUAAAGUCGUUGAAACUACUGGUGAUGAUGGGCUUCCAGACCUAAUUCUCACUCUUAAUAGAGAGAAAAUUGAAAAUGUGGGGCAUAAAGCCAUGGGUGAAUUUCUGCGCAAGUUACAAAUUUAUCGUUCAAUGGGAGAGACUGAUGCUGGCCGAGCCAUGUUUGAAAAAUAUUCAGAAGUACCAUCAGAUGGACCUUACCCAUUUGCAAAAUGGCAUGAGAUUGUUGUAAGGAAACGCCGACCUCGUAUGGUCCUGGCAAUGCCUAAUACCAGAGUUGUAGGAGAUGACGUUGAGCUUGUUUCCUAUCCAGAAAGCUAUGAUUGUGUAGCUAAAUCCUGGGUUGACAGGUUUAAUAACCAAGAUUUUGACAGCAUAGAGACUGCACUUAUGUCUCACAUAGACAGUUGGACAAAAUAAUUCCUUGAAGAGGUAAAGUAAGCAUUUUCUUAUGUGUACAAAAUAAUAUAUAAUACCAAGUACAGUAUAUUUUGUCAUGUCAGACUUUAUAUCACACAGAUUUGAUAUCGUGUAAUACCGUAAUUUUAUACGACCUACCUUUGAAUGUUUCAAUUUUCAUAGCUCAAUUUUGCUGCAGUUGUUUUUGUUACUCAUUACAUUUUUAUCACUAAUAUUAAUGAAGUGUAAAACCAAGUUGGCAAAGUGUGAAGUCUUGCAAUUAAUAAGGUACAGUUUUAGACACUUGAAUCAGUAAGCAGCUGAUUUAAGAAAUAUUGUAUUUGUUGGAAUUUGUAAUAGAUUAUUUAAAUUGAUUUCUUUAUGGUAUUUCAGUACAUAUAUUAUUUAAUAAAA
This is a messenger RNA of Macrobrachium nipponense, 2759 nucleotides long. It is a transcript of the gene DppIII, whose product is annotated as dipeptidyl peptidase 3-like. Gene Ontology annotation, biological process: proteolysis. Gene Ontology annotation, cellular component: cytoplasm. Lineage: Eukaryota; Metazoa; Arthropoda; Malacostraca; Decapoda; Palaemonidae. The transcript has 3 exons. Bases 213 to 2366 code for a protein of 717 amino acids. Gene Ontology annotation, molecular function: dipeptidyl-peptidase activity; metalloexopeptidase activity. The record is from RefSeq and is a predicted model, not a curated record.